This is a messenger RNA of Striga asiatica, 441 nucleotides long. The record is from the annotation of a GenBank genome assembly. NCBI's taxonomy places the organism in Eukaryota, Viridiplantae, Streptophyta, Magnoliopsida, Lamiales, Orobanchaceae.
AUGCAGGGAACACUAGGCCUCGCUCCUACACACUCUCUCCUCACCCAGCCGUCGCGCCGCCGCACUAUGUCCGUGCGCGCCCCCGUGGCGAAGAUGGCACCGCCGGCGGCUGCCUGCGGAAAGAGCCUCUACGAGGUCCUCCGGGUCAGGCGCGACGCGUCGCAGGUUGAGAUUAAGGCGGCGUACCGGACGCUCGCCAAGUUGUACCAUCCAGAUGCGAUUUCACGAUUCAUGGACUCGCCGGCAGCGGCGUCAUCCGACGGCCGUGAUUUCAUCGAGAUUCACAACGCGUACACUACCCUGUCAGAUCCGGACACCAGAGCAAGUUACGACUUGAAAUUGGCCAUUGAUUCGCAGCGCCGGUGGAGCGCGCUUGGGGUGCGCGGGAACCGGCGGAGAUUUUACUCCACACGGAGAUGGGAAACGGAUCAGUGCUGGUGA